Molecule: messenger RNA, 804 nt
Organism: Neurospora tetrasperma FGSC 2508
Lineage: Eukaryota; Fungi; Ascomycota; Sordariomycetes; Sordariales; Sordariaceae
Exons: 3
Coding region: 1-804 (267 amino acids)
Molecular function (GO): hydrolase activity
Source: RefSeq, a predicted model, not a curated record
AUGUUGAUCAAGGAGAGCUACGCCGACGUCAAGACCUCUGCCAAUGGCAAGGAGUCGACGAUGAUGACCGGUCCCGUUGCCCGUUUUGCCCGCCAAAUCGCCGGUCAAGGCUACAUCGUCGCCGCCCCGAGUAGCUAUCACGACUUUACCGGCCCCGAGCCUCUCGCCUAUGAUGUUCCCGGCACCGAUCAAGGCAAUGAGUGGAAGGUAGUCAAGACGCUGGACUCAUACGAUGAAGACUCGCGCAGGACGGUCGACUACCUCCUGUCCCUGCCGACCUGCACUGGGCGCAUUGGCGCGACGGGCAUGUGUCUGGGCGGCCAUCUUGCGCUAAGAGCUGCUCUCGACCCUCGCAUAACCGCUGCCAUUCCCUACUUCGGCACCGACAUCCACUCGCGUACCCUCGGUCCCAACGACGGCCCCAACACCUCACCCUCCGCUCCCGCUCUUCGCCCCGAUCCGACAACCGCGUCCGGCUUUGUCGCCCCUCACACCAUUGACCAGUUCGACAAACUCAGGCACUGCGAAGUGGCCAUGAUCUUCGGUGUCAAGGACACACACGUGCCCGACGCCGGGCGCGAUCUAAUUCGCGCCAAGCUGCGCGAGGCUGGAGUGACGUUCAGCUUCUACGAGUUUGCGUGGGCGCAACACGCGUUUAUCAGGGACGAGUUGAGCAAGGGGCGGUACGAUCCGGCGAUUACCAAGGUUUGCUUUGAGGUUCUAUUGGAGACCUUUGGGCGGGUUUUGAAGACGGACUUGGGCCAGGGGACGGGCGAAAAGGAGGAGGUGGAGCACGUUUGUUAG